Messenger RNA from Orussus abietinus, 1465 nucleotides. RefSeq names its product actin-related protein 10 (gene Arp10). The record is from RefSeq and is a predicted model, not a curated record. Bases 132 to 1259 code for a protein of 375 amino acids. NCBI's taxonomy places the organism in Eukaryota, Metazoa, Arthropoda, Insecta, Hymenoptera, Orussidae. Gene Ontology annotation, biological process: retrograde axonal transport of mitochondrion. The transcript has 5 exons.
AAGGCGUCGGCCAAUCGGUGCCACGGUUGUAUGGUGUCCGUAAGAAACGUUAAAAGCUGUCAAAAGCUUUUAGGUUAAGUCAAGAUUUUUGUAAUUGACUCUUCUAUGAUAAAUAUUAACGAACAUACAAAAUGCUACGAUACGAAGGAAUUAGAUAUGUUUCCGAGAAGCAGGUCGUCGUACUCGAUAUAGGCUGUGCAUAUACAAAGUUUGGAUAUGCUGGAGAAGCGGCUCCUCGUGGUAUUAUAAGAACCGAAGUUAAAUGCCCGGAAACUAAGGAGAUCCGACAAAUCUUUCAUUACAAGGAUACUCAGGAUCUUUAUCAGCUGCUAGUAGAAUUUAUUCAUCAGUUAUUUUUCAAGCACGUUGUCAUUACUCCUAAGGAUAUAAGAGUGGUUGUGAUCGAGUCACUACUCAGUCCUACACAAUUCAGAGAUACACUGGCAAAAGUAAUGUUUCGUCAUUUCGAGAUUGGAUCUUUAAUGAUCUUACCGUCUCAUCUGAUGGCUACUAGUUCUCUUGGAACUGAUACCGCCCUUGUAUUGGAUGUUGGGUACCAAGAAGCAACGCUGAUUCCUAUUUAUAAAGGUGUUCCAGUCCUAAAAGCAUGGCAAGCCCUGCCCCUUGCUGCUCAGGCAGUACAUCAGUAUAUUAAUCAGGAAUUAAAAACAAAAGUACCGGAUGUGGACAUAACGGAAAAAUUGAUUGAAGAUAUAAAAGUUCGAACGUGUUUUGUGACCACUUUGGAAAGGUCGAACAAAUUGGAGACUGAUGAUUUUCCCGCACCUCCACCUUCGGUAAAAUACCCUGGACGAAAAAGUUUUGAAAUUCCAGGGUACAUAAGGGAGAAGUCAUUUGAAGUGUUAUGGGAGCGAGAUAAUGACAAUCUCAGUAUACCGACAAUGAUACUUGAUGCUAUCGUUAAGUGCUCCAUCGAUAGCAGAAGGGAAUUAGCAGAAAAUAUUCUUCUAAUUGGUGGAACAACAAUGGCUAAAGGUUUUGUCAGUCGGCUUAAGACUGAAUUGUUGACUUUGCUGCGCAGCAAUUUAUAUUCUGAAAAAUUGAAACUGACAACAUUUAAAUUUCACACCGCACCAAGUAAACCCAAUUAUACUGCUUGGCUUGGUGGUGCGAUUUUCGGCACAGCUGAUUUACCAUCCAGAUAUAUUACAAAGGAAAAUUAUUUACAAUUAAAUCGAGUACCUGACUGGGUCUGUCUUGUAGACAACCAGAAAGAAACCUUUAGCUACAACAUGUAAUGAUCAUUCACUCAAUUUCUAUUUCAGAGUCUCAUAAAAUCGUAACUUAAUGAUCAAUUUAUAUGAAUCGUCACCACUUUGCUAUUGUAAGAAGCAGCUUGAAGUAACUACCGAGAUUUAUAUCGAGUUGUACUUUAAGCAUGUUUUAAGUAUUUACACAAUGAACACAUAAUUGUAUAUAAAUAAAUUAACACAGUUGGACAGAA